Molecule: messenger RNA, 3531 nt
Organism: Lichtheimia ornata
Lineage: Eukaryota; Fungi; Mucoromycota; Mucoromycetes; Mucorales; Lichtheimiaceae
Exons: 8
Coding region: 1-3531 (1176 amino acids)
Biological process (GO): nucleocytoplasmic transport
Cellular component (GO): nuclear pore
Molecular function (GO): structural constituent of nuclear pore
Source: RefSeq, a predicted model, not a curated record
AUGAGUGACGAUUCCAAAGGAAAAGAAAGCAAAAAGCUUGAGGAAACGAGCGAGUCUCCAGCAAUCACUCCUGACCCUAGCAAGGACAAAUCGAACGCGCCUUCCAAUCCAUCAACAACGCUCUCGUCACCUUUUCAACUUGUAUCUGGUGGUGAAAGUGAUUCCAGCAACGUAUCUUCGCCAAGUCUCAUUCCUGGAUCGUCGACAGAGAAGGAGCAAUCAACAGUGUCCAAGACGUUCUCUUUUGGUACAGGAGCAGCAACGGCAGCCACGACGACGGCCAAAUCAUCAUCAUUCACAUCGACAACGAAGAGCUUUUCGUUCGGUUCAUUGUCUGAUUCCGGCAAUAAGGAUGCUUCGUCUUCCAAUGUUACAGAACGAGACGCGACCGAUGAUUCUCCAUCAUCUUCUUUUGUCUUCGUCUCAGGUCCUUCUUCACCAAAGGAGGGUGUGGAAAAGCCUUCUGAAGAGAGUACUUCAAAAGCGGAUGAUGCAACAAGUGGAAAGAGUCCAUUUUCUUUUGGAGCUGCACCUUCGUUGACAACAAAAACGCCCUCAUCAACAACUGAUACAUCCAAGCCAGCAUUGUCGUUUGGUACACCAUCAAAGGAGACACCAUCCACUGAAUCCACAUCAGGAAUCGACACCAAAUCAAAGUCACCUUUCUCGUUGGGCACUGGAUCAGGUGGUGAAGCACCUACAUUUGGAACAUCAAAGCCAACCGAAGCCGCUACGACAUCAAAGGAUGAAGCACAAUCAAAAUCGCCAUUCUCCUUUAGUACGUUUGGACAAUCGACAUCACCUUUUGGUGCACCAUCUGCUACUACUGCUACAGCUACGCCAUCGUCUUCCAGUGAAAAGACUUCAUCCAAACCAGGAUCAUUAUUUGGUUCAUCAUCAGCAGCAGCCAAAGAAACACCAAAGCAACCCUCCUUUUUUGGAUCAUCCCCAGCAACAAGUGGUGGUGAUAAGGCAACAUCAGAGGAUAAUGCGCCAAAAUCAACAUCGUUCUUUGGUGCACCCAAAUCAUCUAGUGAUGUGAGUUCGGAAGCAUCAAAAUCGGGAUUUUCUUUUGGUGGUGGAUCAGGAUUUGGAGCAAAGACACCAAGUGCCGAAAGCACUGCAUCGAAGCAAGGAUUUUCCUUUGGUACACCAGCAGCAGCAUCCAAGACACCUGCUAUUAGUGAAAGCUCAUCAACCAAGCCUAGUGGAUUCUCCUUUGGUACACCAGCAAAGACUACAACGGAGACUGAGAAAUCGCCUUUUUCAUUUGGAGCUCCUGCAAAGACCACGACUGAAACUACGAGCACAUCAAAGUCGCCUUUUUCAAUGGGUACACCUGCCAAGACUACAACUGAAGCUGAGACAUCAAAGGGUGGAUUUUCAUUUGGGGCACCUGCAAAGGCAACAGGUACGGCUGAAGCACCAAAGGCCGGUGGAUUUUCGUUUGGAGCACCUGCAAAGCCAACCACUGAGACUACGAGCACCUCCAAGUCACCUUUUUCAAUGGGUACACCUGCAAAGACAACAACUGAAGCUGAGGCAUCAAAGGGAGGAUUUUCGUUUGGAACACCAGCAAAAUCAGCGGAAGCACCAAAGACUGGGGGAUUUUCAUUUGGAGCAAAGUCAACGACUGAAGCUGAAAGCACCUCCAAGUCACCUUUUUCAAUGAGUACACCUGCAAAGACAACAACUGAAGCUGAGGCAUCAAAGGGUGGAUUUUCAUUUGGAACACCAGCAAAGUCAACCGAAGCACCAAAGGCUGGAGGAUUUUCAUUUGGAGCACCAGCAAAGGCAACGACUACAAGUGAGCCAUCAAAGGGAGGAUUUUCAUUUGGAGCACCUGCAAAAGCAACAAGUGCUACUGAAGCACCAAAGACUGGAGGAUUUUCAUUUGGAGCACCAGCAAAGGCAGCAAGUACUACUGAAGCACCAAAGGCUGGGGGAUUUUCAUUUGGAGCACAACCCAAGGCUACUGGUGAGAGUGCUACUGCACCUAAACAAAGCUUUUCAUUUGGAUCGAGUAAUGAGGACAAGGCACCUAAAGCAACUACGUCAGGUGGUUUCAGUAUCCCUAGCUCGCCAUCAAGUCAACCAAGUGGAUCAGCAGCAACACCAUCAUUCUCAUUUGGUGCUCCACCCACUUCUCAACCAUCGUCAGCGGAUACGGCCAAAGCAACUAUGCCUUCAUUUGGCAGUCAACCAUCAUCAACAGAGUCUGCUACCAAAUCGGCAUUUUCUUUUGGCGCUCCAGCUGCAAAGCCCACUGAAAGUGCUCCUUCAAAACCAUCAUUUUCUUUUGGUGCUCCUCCUUCAUCAUCACAAGCACAAGAUACAGCAGCAAAGCCAUCAUUCUCUUUGUCGACAUCAACAACCAAAAAAGAUGAUACCACAGCAACUGCUCCCAAGCCAUCCUUUUCCUUUGGUCAACCAAGUACAACUAAUACAACUACCACAACAACAUCUGCUGCAGCAACUACAUCUCUCUUUUCAUUCAGCAAGCCUACUACUACAGAAGCAAGUCCAUCAACAUCUACACCUGCUCCUGCUGCUGCUGCUACUCCCUCGUUUUCUUUUGGAGCACCAAAGAAGGAUGAUGAAAAGAAGGACACAACAACGGCUGCUGCAUCACCUUUCUCAUUCAAGACUCCUGCUACUCCUAGUGGCACUACCUCCACUACUACUUCUACUACUGCUGCAACGGCAGGCACUGGUGGUUUCUCAUUCUCAUCACAACCAGCUGCUGGUACUGGAAUCGGUGCUGGUGCUCCUGCUGUACAAGCCGACGCAUUUUCAUUCAACAAGAUGAUUCAAGAUAUGGAAAAGAUUGCAUCUCAACCCCCUGGCAUGUUCCAAGCAUCACUCAUGACUCCUGCUUUACGUGGAUUACAGCAAAAGCAUAUCGUUACCACCACCAACUUUAGGAUUGAUAAUAUUCUUUUCAGCACACGGUUUUCUGAACUUCCCGAACAAGCACAACGUGAAUUGGAUCAACUUGAACAAUACAUUCGUGCGGAGAGCCAACGCUGCGAGUUUGUCAAGAAGCAAGGUGUACAUAAACAUGGCAACCUCAUCCAAAGUGCACAACAGCAAACAGAUUCUUUAUAUCAGCAAUUGGGAGCAUUAUCAAGCAGUUUGAAACGCCAAAUGGAGCACAUUGAGCAAUUAUUUGACCAGGCGGGCGCUCAGCUUCGUCACGCUGCCGAUGCAAGCAAUAUCAUUGAAGCCAUCAAGCAUCCUGGUAGUUCGGGCCGCUGGUUGUUUGGUUAUGGAACAGAUGAUGAUUAUUUCGUCAACUUGGCUUAUUCAUUACAACAGCGAUUGGACAUUUACAGAAAUACUGUCUGGGAAAUCGAACGAGCAACCGAAUCAUGGUCCAAGCAUGAAAGUCGUACACCACAAGAUAUUGCACGGAUCAUGCGUGAACAACACAAUACAUUUUUGGCAUUGGCAAGUCGUGUUGCUGCUUUGGAUGAAAGUGUGCGGCUUGAAAAGGAUCAAUUCCAACAAUAUCUCAAAAUGUACACGUGA